ACUAUUUCUCUGCAUCGGAUUUUAGUUUUUGUGUUUUUGUUUUGUUUUAUUCUGUUUAAUCACUUCAAGUAUCUCAUCCAUUAUUUGAAGCGGGCUCGGAGGAAACGUGCCGCAUCCUCCAGUCCUUGUGCGUCUGUUUAGGUCUCUCCGAAGCAGGUCCCUCUCGACUCUUAGAUCUGGGUCUCCAGCACGCAUGAAGGGGUAAGGGUGGGGGGGGGUCCCCUAUUCCGGCGCGCGGCGCUGAGCACUGAAUCUUCCAGGCGGAGGCUCAGUGGGAGCGCCGAGAACUCGCCAGUACCGCGCGCUGCCUGCUGCCUCCCAGCCCAGGACUUGGGAAAGGAGGGAGGGGACAAGCGGAGGGAAAGUGGGGCCGGGCGGGGGGUGCCUGGGAAGCCAGGCUGCGCUGACGUCACUGGGCGCGCAAUUCGGGCUGGAGCGCUUUAAAAAACGAGCGUGCAAGCAGAGAUGCUGCUCCACACCGCUCAGGCCGCGAGCAGCAGCAAGGCGCACCGCCACUGUCGCCGCUGCAGCCAGGGCUGCUCCGAAGGCCGGCGUGGCGGCAACCGGCACCUCAGUCCCCGCCGCGCUUCUCCUCGUCGCCCACGCCGUGGGGGCAGGAACGCGGCGUCUGGCGCUGCAGACGCCCGCUGAGUUGCAGAAGCCCACGGAGCGGCGCCCGGCGCGCCACGGCCCGUAGCAGUCCGGUGCUGCUCUCCGCCCGCGUCCGGCUCGUGGCCCCCUACUUCGGGCACCAUGGACACCUCCCGGCUCGGUGUGCUCCUGUCCUUGCCUGUGCUGCUGCAGCUGGCGACCGGGGGCAGCUCGCCCAGGUCUGGUGUGUUGCUGAGGGGCUGCCCCACACACUGUCAUUGCGAGCCCGACGGCAGGAUGUUGCUCAGGGUGGACUGCUCCGACCUGGGGCUCUCGGAGCUGCCUUCCAACCUCAGCGUCUUCACCUCCUACCUAGACCUCAGUAUGAACAACAUCAGUCAGCUGCUCCCGAAUCCCCUGCCCAGUCUCCGCUUCCUGGAGGAGUUACGUCUUGCGGGAAACGCUCUGACAUACAUUCCCAAGGGAGCAUUCACUGGCCUUUACAGUCUUAAAGUUCUUAUGCUGCAGAAUAAUCAGCUAAGACAGGUACCCACAGAAGCUCUGCAGAAUUUGCGAAGCCUUCAAUCCCUGCGUCUGGAUGCUAACCACAUCAGCUAUGUGCCCCCAGGCUGUUUCAGUGGCCUGCAUUCCCUGAGGCACCUGUGGCUGGAUGACAAUGCGUUAACAGAAAUCCCCGUCCAGGCUUUUAGAAGUUUAUCGGCAUUGCAAGCCAUGACCUUGGCCCUGAACAAAAUACACCACAUACCAGACUAUGCCUUUGGAAACCUCUCCAGCUUGGUAGUUCUACAUCUCCAUAACAAUAGAAUCCACUCCCUGGGAAAGAAAUGCUUUGAUGGGCUCCACAGCCUAGAGACUUUAGAUUUAAAUUACAAUAACCUUGAUGAAUUCCCCACUGCAAUUAGGACACUCUCCAACCUUAAAGAACUAGGAUUUCAUAGCAACAAUAUCAGGUCGAUACCUGAGAAAGCAUUUGUAGGCAACCCUUCUCUUAUUACAAUACAUUUCUAUGACAAUCCCAUCCAGUUUGUUGGGAGAUCUGCUUUUCAACAUUUACCUGAACUAAGAACACUGACUCUGAAUGGUGCCUCACAAAUAACUGAAUUUCCUGAUUUAACUGGAACUGCAAACCUGGAGAGUCUGACUUUAACUGGAGCACAGAUCUCAUCUCUUCCUCAAACCGUCUGCAAUCAGUUACCUAAUCUCCAAGUGCUAGAUCUGUCUUACAACCUAUUAGAAGAUUUACCCAGUUUUUCAGUCUGCCAAAAGCUUCAGAAAAUUGACCUAAGACAUAAUGAAAUCUACGAAAUUAAAGUUGACACUUUCCAGCAGUUGCUUAGCCUCCGAUCGCUGAAUUUGGCUUGGAACAAAAUUGCUAUUAUUCACCCCAAUGCAUUUUCCACUUUGCCAUCUCUAAUAAAGCUGGACCUAUCGUCCAACCUCCUGUCGUCUUUUCCUGUAACUGGGUUACAUGGUUUAACUCACUUAAAAUUAACAGGAAAUCAUGCCUUACAGAGCUUGAUAUCAUCUGAAAACUUUCCAGAACUCAAGGUUAUAGAAAUGCCUUAUGCUUACCAGUGCUGUGCAUUUGGAGUGUGUGAGAAUGCCUAUAAGAUUUCUAAUCAAUGGAAUAAAGGUGACAACAGCAGUAUGGAUGACCUUCAUAAGAAAGAUGCUGGAAUGUUUCAGGUUCAAGAUGAACGUGAUCUUGAAGAUUUCCUGCUUGACUUUGAGGAAGACCUGAAAGCCCUUCAUUCAGUGCAGUGUUCACCUUCCCCAGGCCCCUUCAAACCCUGUGAACACCUGCUUGAUGGCUGGCUGAUCAGAAUUGGAGUAUGGACCACAGCAGUUCUGGCACUUACUUGUAAUGCUUUGGUGACUUCAACAGUUUUCAGAUCCCCUCUGUACAUUUCCCCCAUUAAACUGUUAAUUGGGGUCAUCGCAGCAGUGAACAUGCUCACGGGAGUCUCCAGUGCUGUGCUGGCUGGUGUGGAUGCAUUCACUUUUGGCAGCUUUGCACGACAUGGUGCCUGGUGGGAGAAUGGGGUUGGUUGCCAAGUCAUUGGUUUUUUGUCCAUUUUUGCUUCGGAAUCAUCUGUUUUCCUGCUUACUCUGGCAGCCCUGGAGCGUGGGUUCUCUGUGAAAUAUUCUGCAAAAUUUGAAACGAAAGCUCCCUUUUCUAGCCUGAAAGUAAUCAUUUUGCUCUGUGCCCUGCUGGCCUUGACCAUGGCCGCAGUUCCCCUGCUGGGUGGCAGCAAGUAUGGCGCCUCCCCUCUCUGCCUGCCUUUGCCUUUUGGGGAGCCCAGCACCAUGGGCUACAUGGUCGCUCUCAUCUUGCUCAAUUCCCUUUGCUUCCUCAUGAUGACCAUUGCCUACACCAAGCUCUACUGCAAUUUGGACAAGGGAGACCUGGAGAAUAUUUGGGACUGCUCUAUGGUGAAACACAUUGCCCUGUUGCUCUUCACCAACUGCAUCCUAUACUGCCCUGUGGCUUUCUUGUCCUUCUCCUCUUUAAUAAACCUUACAUUUAUCAGUCCUGAAGUAAUUAAGUUUAUCCUUCUGGUGGUAGUCCCACUUCCUGCAUGUCUCAAUCCCCUUCUCUACAUCCUGUUCAAUCCUCACUUUAAGGAGGAUCUGGUGAGCCUGGGAAAGCAAACCUACUUCUGGACAAGAUCAAAACACCCAAGCUUGAUGUCAAUUAACUCUGAUGAUGUUGAAAAACAGUCCUGUGACUCAACUCAAGCCUUGGUAACCUUUACCAGCUCCAGCAUCACUUAUGACCUGCCUCCCAGUUCCGUGCCAUCACCAGCUUAUCCAGUGACUGAGAGCUGCCAUCUUUCCUCUGUGGCAUUUGUCCCAUGUCUCUAAUUAAUAUGUGAAGGAAAAUGUUUUCAAAGGUUGAGAACCUGAAAAUGUGAGAUUGAGUAUAUCAGAGCAGUAACUAAUAAGAAGAGCUGAGGUGAAACUCGGUUUAAAAACCAAAAAAGAAUCUCUCAGUUAGUAAGAAAAGGCUGAAAACCUAUUGAUACUUGAGAGUGAAUAUAAGUCUAAAUGCUGCUUUGUAUAAUUUGUUCAGCUAAGGCAUAGAUCGAUCACAUUAUUUAAGUGAGCCCAGAUCAAAAAAGCAGAUUGAAAUUUUCUUUAGAAAAGAUUCUCCAUGAUUUGAAUUGCAUUGUCUUUAAACUCACCAAUGUAAUCAUUUUGGGAGGAGGGAGAACCCACUUGCUUUCCAAAUGGGUUUAUUUAAACCCACAAACUGAAGAGGUUGUUGGGGGAAUUAGGAAAAUAAGGGUUUUCAAUGACCUACAUUGCUAGGUAGAGGCUGUGAUCCAUGGGAUUUCAUUCUAAUGACCAUGUGAAGAUGUUUGAGUCCUCCUUUGCCUUUCCUCAGAAAGGAUCCUUCUAAGGCACAAAUCCCUUAGAUGGAUAAUGUAAGGUAUUGUUAACUCACUCAUAUUGAGAUUAUUUUUAGAGAUACCAGGUUUUAUAUAUCAGCACUAGAUGGUUCCACCCUCAUGGGAUAAAACUGCUUACAAGUAUUUUGAAAGAAAAAUUGACCAAAAUUCUUAAAUUGUUACUAAGGCAAUCAUACACAGGUGACGUAUGUCUUACCUGAUUUGUUUUUAACUCCUUGGUGCCCAAAGCUCAGAAGGGAAUUCCACUGCCAGCAAUGAACAUACCUGGAAAAGAUAGUAAGCAAUCUGGGAUUUUUUUUUUCUGGGUUAGUAAACAAUUUUUGCAAUAAGUUUUAUCAGUUGAUUCAAACUGAUGUGCAUCUUAAUGAUCAAAUGUGCACAUGACAUAAAUUAAGUCCACUGAUACAACUUCUUACACAUGUAUCGCUAGUAGCUCUGGCAAACCCAAUAUCUGACACCACUUUGGACUCAAGAGACUCAGUAACAUAUUAUCCUGUUUAUUUAGCUUGGUUUUAGCUGUGUUCUCUCUGGAUAACCCACUUGAUGUUAGGAACAUUACUUCUCUGCUUAUUCCAUAUUAAUACUGUGCUAGGUAUUUUAAGAAGCAAGUUAUUAAAUAAGAAAAGUCAAAGUAUUAAUUCUUACCUUCUAUUAUCCUAUAUUAGCUUCAAUACAUCCAAACCAAAUGGCUGUUAGGUAGAUUUAUUUUUAUAUAAGCAUGUUUAUUUUGAUGAGAUGUUUUAACUUGGAUUUGAAAAAAUACAUUUAUGAGAUGUUUUAUAAGAUGUGUAAAUAUAGAACUGUAUUUAUUACUAUAGUAAAGGUUCAGUAACAUUAAGGACCAUGAUAAUGAUAAUAAACCUUGUACAGUGGCAUAUUCUUUGAUUUAUAUUGUGUUUCUUUGCCCAUUUUCUUUAAAUUCAUUAACUGUAUAUAUGUAAAUAUAUAGUACUUGUAAAUAGAUUCCAAAUUUGCUUUUCUAUUGGGUAAAAAAUAAAUUUGUAAUAAAAUGUGUGACUAUAAAACAAAA
Molecule: messenger RNA, 5055 nt
Organism: Gorilla gorilla gorilla (western lowland gorilla)
Lineage: Eukaryota; Metazoa; Chordata; Mammalia; Primates; Hominidae
Gene: LGR5
Product: leucine rich repeat containing G protein-coupled receptor 5
Exons: 18
Coding region: 754-3477 (907 amino acids)
Biological process (GO): adenylate cyclase-activating G protein-coupled receptor signaling pathway; activation of adenylate cyclase activity; hormone-mediated signaling pathway
Cellular component (GO): plasma membrane
Molecular function (GO): protein binding; G protein-coupled peptide receptor activity; protein-hormone receptor activity
Source: RefSeq, a predicted model, not a curated record